AUGACCACACACACUACUGAUCAAUACUGUCCAGAUCUUUGUGAACGUAAAGAAGUGGUUGUCAUCGGCAACGGACCAUCCGCUAUUGUUCUUUCUUACAUUCUGUCUGGUCAUAUUCCAUAUUGGAAUGGAUGUCCAGUGUCGAAUGAUUAUUUAAAUGUGAAAUUGGAGCAAUAUGUAAAAGAUACUUCACUGCUGGAACAGGAUUUGGAAUUUUUAUCCGAUGGACUUGAAGGGCGUUCGAGAAAUCCUGUGUCGUUAUUAAUUGAUAAUUUAAUCCAUCCAGAUGCCGAUCUUGGUGCACAUUUACAAUCAAAAAUCAAAUGGCGUCACGAUCCAUCGUUAGGCAUUGAUCAUGUUUGUCUUGGACGUGGCGGAAUUGGUGGUGUUUGGAAUCAAUUAACAUCAAAACAAUUACAAACGAUUAGUAUGGCCGACUGGAUGGAAUUACCAAAUUAUCCAAUAUCAACAUUUCGACAACAACGUCGUGCAUGCCGAUGUCGACUAAUGCCGAACCAUAAUCAAUCAACCGAAUCAAAGGAUGAUGUAUCAAAACGUGCGACUUAUGAUGAAGUUCGAUCCUAUUACAUACAUUAUGUCAAACGAAAUCGUUUAGCCAAUAACUUUCGAAAUGGUUCGGAAGUCACAUCCAUCAAACGUGUAUCAGUCGAUGAACCGUUUUACGAUGAUGUGAACGAUGAAAUUCACGCACCUGAACCUUUAUGGGAAGUACGUGGUUAUAAUGAGCAAAGCAAAGAGCCUUUUAUAAUCCAUGCGAAAUAUGUUGUCUUAGCAACUGGUAUGCCGCAGACUAUGACAAGACCGUUAGGAAUUAUCGGUGAACAAGCGAGUAAAUCAUUUACCUACACGACUUUACAUGAAAUGGAAGACUUGAUACUAACAAAAAAGAGAUUAACACAGAAUAGUAAACCUGUGCUAGUUGUUGGAUGUGGUUUAACAGCUGUUGAUGUGCUACUUCUAUGUCAAGAAUAUUCCAUACCUGUUUUACAUGUUUUUCGUCGAGCGAUUGAUGACCAUGAACUUGUACUAAAUCAAUUACCUGCCAAUGUGUAUCCUGAAUAUGAACGUGUCCGAGAAUUAAUUAGACAAUCGGCAACUUCAACAACAUCUAAAACAUCAUCAUGGUCGUAUCAAUGUUGUCCACAAAGUGAAAUUGUUUCUAUAACCGAAGAUGGUACAACUUAUAUUCGUAAUCUUCGUACACAAGUAACAACGGAUUAUGAUAUAUCUGUUGUGGCUCGCUUAACUGGUUCUGAUGUGACUCUUCCUUUCCUUUCAUCGUUGACCGUGAAAAAAAAUAAUGGUCUUCAUAUCAAUCCUUAUACAUACGAAUGUCUCGAUUUUGAAAAUGUUUAUGCAUUAGGCCCGUUAGCUGGAGAUAAACUUGUUCGUUUUUUGCAAGGUGGUGCUCUUGCAUGUGCUGCAAGUUUGUUUAAAAAACAUCGACAAGCAUCAUCGAAUAACAAUAAUAAGAAGAAAACUAAGAAUAGUACCAUUCUAUCAUAUCCCGUUACUCCUCGAGUUAGGAUUGUUGCAUAG
Messenger RNA from Adineta ricciae, 1560 nucleotides. NCBI's taxonomy places the organism in Eukaryota, Metazoa, Rotifera, Eurotatoria, Adinetida, Adinetidae. The record is from the annotation of a GenBank genome assembly.